CGCAGCUGCCGGAGAGGGGGAGGGGCGGUGGAAGUGGAGGGGGGAGGCGGCAGGAAAAUCUCGGCCGCCGGCCGCGCCGCCUCCAGUGCUGACGCAGGUGCGCCGCGUUCCGAACGCGAGCAGUCUCCAGCUGGACAAAGGAGCUCUAUCCAGCAGGGGAGCGACAGCAGACCGUGCCGUUACCCAGCCUUCGUUCUACUCCCACCGACUGGAAAGUCGGCCGCGCUCGCGUCCAGAUAUUACGUGAGCUCACCUUCGCUGCCUGCCUUCCUAAAGGAGACACACAAAAAAAUUGAACGGCGCGUGUGAAAUUUAGCAUACUUCGCUCUUUCGUCAAUGAACAGUUCAGUCUGUGCCUGGCAUCAGUAAUAUCGACGCCACAGAUACAUUAAAAGGCGUAUAUUGUGUGAAAUAUAGCCGUGUGGGCACCAUCGCAGAUGUCCGACAAGCGCCGUGUGGUACGAAACAAUCCGAACAUUUACUAAUUCGUUAAAAAUUCCUCACUAUAACUCUUCUUCGUACUGCACUGCGAAAAAUGUCAGUAAUCUCGUAAUCUUGCCCUUUUUUCUGCACACUAUAACUGCGUAAAGAACAGAACAGUCGGCUAGCUCGCUUCGCCGUGCUAUCCGCGAGUUGUUUGUUGCCGAGACACUGCCGGCCGAGUUCGCAGAUAUUAACUCGUGUGACAAUUGCCGAGCGCCAACGACGUUACUCGACAAGUUCGGGAAACACCUGAAGUGCGACUCUCGGUGAGACUGCGACGCUACGAUUCGCAGACAAUUUACGUGCUCCGUCGGCAUUUCGUAACGAACGGCGAGAAAGAAAAUAAACUCGAGGUGCGAUUGUCGGCGGGUCAGCGACAAUAAGAGUGCUAAUAGUGCUCCGGCGAUGUUACGUAACGAGUAAGAGGGAAAGCAAAAACAUCUGUGGUUUGUACUGUGAAGCGGCAGCCAUUACAGACGACGGAAUGGCGGCUGGAGAAUCGUGUGUCGUUCGCGUGACGCGCGGGCGUGAGUGAGUCAGGUGUUGGCGUCGCUUCGAUCGAGCGAGACACGCGGUGAAAGGAGCUGACUCGCAACAUGCUGUGCGGCAUUUCUCGGCCGCGCAGGGCGCCCUCCUGCGUCGACGGUUUCGCCGAGGAUCGGGAUAAGGAUAAGGAUAAGGACACGGGACACUGCAGGACCUGCGGCAGGAGUCCUGUCAUGGCGCCCAGGAACACACAGGGCCUGGACAGCGUGGCGCAAUGCGCGAUGCGGCCACUCAACUCGCAUCUCAACACGCCGCGGAUAGACAGCUACAGGUUCAGCAUGGCCAACCUAGAGGACUCGCAGGAGACGGAGCUGGACGCCAUCUUGGGCGAGCUGUGCGCCCUGGAGACGCAGUGCGACCAGGCGCUGAGUGCGAACGCCGCCGCCAGGCGGCAGCACCUGCAGCCCAAGCCCGCGCCCGCGGCCGUGGUGCGGACGGACAGCCCCGACAAUGACUCCGCCUUCUCGGACAAUGUAUCGAUGCUCUCCAGCGAGAGUUCGGCGUCCAGUGGCGGCAGCGGCGGGCGGGUGGUGGGCGCGUCCGGAGCUGCCGAUCCCGGGAAGACGGGGCAGCCCGUCUCGCCGACGUCGCAGAUGGACGUGGCGAGCCGUGCCAAGGCGGAGAAGAUAAAGAUCGCACUGGAGAAGAUGCGGGAGGCGAGCGUGAAGAAGCUCUUCAUCAAGGCGUUUGGCGGCGACGGCAGCUCCAAGAGCUUGCUGGUGGACGAGUCGAUGACGGCGGGCCACGUGGCGCGGCUGCUCGCCGACAAGAACCACACCACCAUGGACCCGGGCUGGGCCGUCGUCGAGCACCUGCCCGAGCUGCACAUGGAGCGUGCCUACGAGGAUCACGAGCUGCUGGUGGAGAACCUGCUGAUGUGGACCCGCGACUCGAAGAACAAGCUGCUGUUCGUGGAGCGGCCCGAGAAGGUGGCGCUCUUCACCGGCCCGGAGCUGUUCCUGCUGCCGCCCGGGCAGCGCGGCUGCGCGCAGUCGGACUUCGACGACCACUCCCGCACCCUGCUGCUCGAGGAAUUCUUCUCGGGCGGAGCGGGCGUGCCGGAGGUGGAGGGCCCGCUGUUCCUCAAGUCGGAGUCGAAGAAGGGCUGGAAGCGGCACCACUUCGUGCUGCGCGCCUCCGGCCUCUACUACCUGCCCAAGGAGAAGGCGCGCGGCGGCGGGGGCGGGUCCUCUGCCCGCGACCUCGCGCACCUCGCCUCCUUCGACGUCAACCAGGUCUACUACGGCGUGGGCUGGCGCAAGAAGUACAAGGCGCCGACCGACUUCUGCUUCGCCAUCAAGCACCCGCGCCUGCAGCAGCCCAAGUCGACCAAGUACAUCAAGUUCCUGUGUGCCGAGGACGAGGCCUCGCUGCACCGGUGGGUCGUCGGCAUCCGCCUCGCCAAGUUUGGCCGCCAGCUGAUGGACAACUACCGGGCGCUGGUGGACGAGCUGGCGCAGGACGACCUGGACCAGCUGGCGCAGGCGCGCUCCUGCUCCGUCAGUUCCAUCGCGCCCGCGCUCGGGGGCGGCGGCGCGCGGUCCGGCGGGACCGGGGGCGCGGGCUCGCCCUCGGACUCGCCCGGCGGGGGCGGGGGCACGGCGGCGGACGCCGUCUCGACCGGCUCCAGCUCCAGCGGCUGCCUGAGCGACGGGUGCUGCGGCAGUGCGGCCGGCAGCGGCGGCACCGCCUCCACGCUCUCCGGCAACACAGCGGCUGCCGGGUUCGAGUGCGACUUCCCGACGACAGGCACGAUCAAGCGGAAGCCGUCGGUGAACCCGAAGCUGCCGCUGACGUCGAUCACGCGACAGCUGAAGGAGGUGGGCGAGACGGUGGCCUGCACCCCGUCGACGCCUUCUCCCUCGACGGCGGCCACCACGCCCACGUCCGUCUUCUCCCCGUCGGUCGACCUGGCAGAUUCUGUGAACGUCAACGUGGGCACUGUCCAGAGAGCAGGUUCGGUGCGGAGGCGGCGGUCGUGCCAGACGCCGUCGACGCCGGACGGCGGGGGCGGCGCAGACGGCGGCAGCAACUCGAGCACCCUCAAACGGCACCACAGCGUCGGGGGCGGGUCGGCUCGGAGCUCCGCCUCCGCCUCCUCGUCCAGCUCGUCCACCCCCGUCAGGGAGCCACCCCCACCGCUGCCUGUGCCGGCAGAGUCGGAGGUGGAGGAGGAGCUGCCGCCGCCCCCGCCGGACAUGUUCGAGAGCACGCUGAGCCUGGACUCGCUGCCGCCCCCCGCCGCCGCCGCAGCCGGCCGAGCUGUCGGGCAGCCGGCUGAGCCUGGCCUCUCUGCCCCCGCCGCCUCCGCCUUACCGCCCGCCGCCCCCGGCACCGACGCCCGCGCCGCCCUCGGAUGUCUCCGCCCCGACAGACUGCCCGUCGCCGAUGCGCCGGGGGCCGCUCGCCGCCCCUCCUCCGGUGUACUCGGCGCCUCCGUACCUGGCGGAGCUGAAGGCGGCGGGUGCGGCGCCGUGCGGCCAGCCGGGGUCUCCACUGGCGAGCAGGCGGCCCGGGUCCCCGCCGCCUCCGACGCCGCCCCCGGCGACGCCUCGCAGCCCCGUGCCGCUCGCCGAGACGCAGCAGAGGUCGCGCACUGCCGGGAAGAAGAUCUCAUUCGCCAUCCCGGCAGAGAGCCCGGGGGCGGACGGCACGCGGUCCCUGCCGCCCCCCGCCUCCCGCAAGCCGCCGCCGCCCCGCCGGUCGGAGUCGACGCGGCUGACGACGCUGCCGGCUCCGCAGCAGCUGGCCCCACCCCCGAAGGACUUCCUGAAGGACCUGCAGAGGGUCAUGAAGAAGAAGUGGCAGGUCGCACAGAAGUGCAAGGCGGACCUGUCGACGACACCGCACGAGGUGCUCGGAUUCCGCGACGCGCCUCCCCCGCCGCUGCCGCCUCCGGACGUCCGGCGGGAGAACAGUGUGCUGGACUGGGUGCAAGAGCACUACGGGGGCGGCGGGGGCGGUGCGCCCCACCAGUACAACCUCUACGAGAACGUCUACCUGGUGGGGGGCGGCGGGUCACCCGCCCACGCGCCGCCCGCCGUCAACGGCCAGCACUGCCUGCCGUACCGUCACCACCCCCACCCCCAGCACCCGGACGGGGCACCGCCCCCGACAGCUGUGGACUACCGAGCAGGUCCAGCUCCGGGCUCGCGGCUCUCCCGUCAGAACAGCGUGGCGGCCGCCAUCGCCGCCAAGAAGAGGCCACCUCCGCCGCCCCCGAAGCGCUCGGAGACGACGCAGCUGACGACGGCGGUCCCGCCGCACGCGCGGGCGCCCCUGCCGCCGCCCCCACCGCCGCACCCCUCGCGCUGACGCCGCCCAAACGGCCGGUAGAGCUGCGCCCCCGGCCGUCCCCGCGGCCGUCGCCACCACCCUUGCGGACUCAUCUGACGGCCGGCGGGGUCGUGCCGGGGUCACGGGAAGUGCGCGCCUCGGAGGGACGCCCGUCUCUACGUCUACGGUCUUCGGAAACUGUGACGAACAGGACGAGUCGACAGUCGAGUUACGGGGCGGUCACUCUGGUUUUCCGGUAACCUCACUACCGUUUGCCAAAGUUUUUUCGCACGUACGGUGGCCGAGGGACCCGCCACCGCACGACAGCUGUAGUCGGACCGUCCCUACGGCGGUCGGACCGAGCCCUCGGUGUCGGAGUGACUUUUUGUAAAUAUUGUGCCGCAGCUACGGAUCGGCAGGCGGCCACCUCUAGUGUGCGGGGAGAACGGUUCUCACGGUCGACGGUAUCUUGUCCGACAUUUUCUUUUUACUGCGAAUAUUUUGCAGUGCAGAAAUGUACAUGGGUAUACUAGUUUCCAGCAGAAUUGUAUGUUAAUGAGCUUCAGAGUUUCUGAGAAAGAAAAUUCAUCGAUCGACAGUUGACGACGAUAUUCCGGGAAAUAAAUCUUGCUCUGUUAUAAUUCACUUCGGUUUCUAUCUAUUUGUUCUGAGGGUAAAGGCCCCAUCGUCGGACGCUUCUCGCCACGGUACAGCCCUCGAGGGACCGCCGAGUAGUGAACACUGCACGGACAUGGUGACGAUUGUGAUGUCGGUGAUAAUUUUAUACCGAAACUUCGGCUGCGAACCGGGUUACGACAGAACGAUCUGACGCUCGUGACACGUAGACCCCACCCACUCUUACCGAGCUAUCCCACUGUCUGUCUACGAGGAAGUAACGGACACUCUUGAGAGGUGGGAUACUUUUCCCGCCUGCCGCGUAUGUCGUAUUUCCGAGUGUUCGGAGCUGUGCCUGCCGAACGUAAAUACGAGGCCGACGAUUGUGCCACUAUAUUUUCUGCUUUUGAAUAGAUAACUGAGAAAAGAAUUCAGUUGUAGGUACAGAAGAUUUAUUUUGCGAAAUAAAACAGUGUCCGUGUUCAUCAAAUACAGUCGAGGUUUCAUUUCCCGAUUGCUCCAAAUUCUCUGUCCGUAAUAGCUCGCCGAACGGGUCUGUAAUUCUCGUCUACAAUGGGUCUCUGUUGCACCGGACGUCAGCUGUAGGGAGCCGAGGCGCGUUAUUCCGUUCCCCAGCGUCAGCCAGAAUAAAUUUCGUCCCCGGUCAGAUCGCACGAUCUCGGAGUGCUGCCCCGUGAGCCGAGAAAGUGAACGGUGUGUACUGCUGCAGCGAGAGACCGGCGUGAGGUGCAGGCUGCUACACCACACCGGAACUGGACAUUCUCGCCACGAGACACGGCCGGGGCAUCGCGCGGAAGGGGUGGCCGGCACAUGGCGGACGGUUUGUCGCACGGAGGGGGGCACUGAGCGAGGAAGAAGCAGCACUGGCGAGCAAAGAGAGAGAGAGAGAGAGAGAGAGAGAGAGAGAGAGAGAGAGAGAGAGAGAGAGAGAGACUCUUUCUGAAGAAGUUGUAACAUUGUUCAUAGAUAUGAAAGAAAUCCAGCAAUCAUUCAGAAGACCUCACUAACCGUUCCAGUAGUAACAGUAUUACCUAGUGGAAAAUUCUUAUGUUCACUGUUUUUCAGUAGUAGGUGGAAUGAGUUGGACUGUUCGUGCGAAUGAUGCACACUAACAUGUGUGUCCUGUCAUAAGUUCUCUCUCUCUCUCUCUCUCUCUCUCUCUUUCUUUCACACACACACACACACACACACACACACACACACACACACAAUAACAUAGUAAUAAACUGGAAUAUUCGCUCAGUGUCUUUAAGAGUCGUGGACUCGGAAUCUUCUUUCAGUGCUGCUGAAGAACGCAAACACUCUCUUGUUCCGAGUGCAGGUUUGUGCAGUCAACUCGGUUCAAAUGUGUUUCGUUUGACGUCCUCUGGUGCAGUUUGCUUUUGUGAAAUGAGAAUUUGAGAAACAAUCGUACGUGUAAGAGAGGUCGAACUGAAAUAACCAACUGAGCAGUUACAUUUUUUUUCUACAUAUAUGGGUAGUCUGCAUAAACAUUGUGUCACGCUACACGUCGGUGGUGCGUUCGGACUCUCGUCUCCCGUGCCUCUGUUUUGGGUGCUUCUAGUUGAGGGAAACUUUCUGUAAUGAUCUCCAGUUGUUUGUAUAAAAUAUAUAUAUAUGUAUAUGUAUGGACAGUAGUACAGGCCUCGUACUUGAGCAAGACUUUUUAUUAGUCUGUUUUUUAUAACGACGGUGCUUCUAACUUUAAAUUUAAAUUUUGCCGUAGAAUCCGCUUUUUGUAUGUACACAUGUGAUGUAUGUCUAAAAGGAUCGCCAUUCGUAUCGGUAGCUGUCGAUACACAGACAGUACCGGAUCAAUGACACCUUUUUACACGUAGAUUGUAUCGGAACUUUUGUGAUAUAUUUUCGUGUAAAAAUUGUAGCUAAGUAGGCGUUUCUCCUCUGGACCCAGGUGUACCGCACACAUCGAACGAGAGAAACGUGGUACCCGUUCCCUUACCCUCUCUCUUAGUGAUGUGAAUUUGUAUCCCAGAAAAUUUCCUCCUCCUCCUCCUCCUUCUCCUCCUCGUCCCUAGACAAUUUUCAGUACUCUGGAUGUAUUUCUGAAUCGUAGAAGAAGAAAUUCCUGCCAUCGAUAAGUAGAACAAACUGCUGACUUACAUGUAUAAAAUGAUGCACAAAUACGGUAAAUGUGACUACUGGUUUUGUACUAGUUUUUUUAAUUUUCUACAAAGGCAAUGUCACUUACGUUCAUUUUUAUAUGUAUACGUAUUAUAUAGAUGAAAUAUAACUCAGUGAUGGACUUUUAUCCUAAAUAUAUCAUCUGUUGUAUGUUGUUCUAAUAAUGCUGUGUAUAGAUCGAGAUGUGAUGUGGGGAAAACAUUUCGGACGUGUUGUGACUACAGCUGUAAAUAAUACAGAUUUUUGUAAACGAGGAUCGCUUUUAAAUUUUCACCCUCCAGCAUCGGAGGACACGCAUUUCAGACUGUGAUGGGGCGUAAACACAUUAUUGGUUUACCUUUCGGAAUUUGAUUCAGAUACGUACAGGAAAGAGUUUGGAAGGAAAUGUUACGUCUCGGAGAGCUCCUUAAUGUUCUAAAGAAUUCAUUAAUUUCUCUUCGGGAUUCUGUUAUUAAAAAUGUCAUUUAUACUGCCAAUUGUAAUGUAGAAUUGACAGGCUGGGGCCAAAACUCACUUGUAAAAAUUGUUUACAGUUUUGGAACUACUACGACAAGUGAAAAUCUCCCGAGACUGCACGGAAACUUAAUUUGCAAUAGUGUGCUUUCCAGAUGACAUUCGUACUUAAGUAUGUUACCAUUUGCCGACACUGUUAUUUCAUUUGUAAGAAAGAAAGUGUUGCGACUAGUUAUCACUACUACAUACUGAUGUUUUCAAAGUAAACUAUACCUGAAAUGAU
Schistocerca serialis cubense is the source of this 7819-nucleotide messenger RNA. Its product is annotated as amyloid beta A4 precursor protein-binding family B member 1-interacting protein-like. The coding region runs from base 1080 to 4565 and encodes 1161 amino acids. The transcript has 16 exons. Lineage: Eukaryota; Metazoa; Arthropoda; Insecta; Orthoptera; Acrididae. The record is from RefSeq and is a predicted model, not a curated record. Gene Ontology annotation, biological process: signal transduction.